Messenger RNA from Eurytemora carolleeae, 2902 nucleotides. RefSeq names its product urea-proton symporter DUR3. Gene Ontology annotation, molecular function: urea transmembrane transporter activity. Lineage: Eukaryota; Metazoa; Arthropoda; Copepoda; Calanoida; Temoridae. Gene Ontology annotation, biological process: urea transmembrane transport. Bases 6 to 2591 code for a protein of 861 amino acids. Gene Ontology annotation, cellular component: plasma membrane. The record is from RefSeq and is a predicted model, not a curated record. The transcript has 25 exons.
AAAAAAUGAAUUUGUUUCUUCAAAUCUUACUACUCCUUCGUUGUGUAGCUGCAAUUGGGCCUGCUGAAACUGUUUUAGGAGUAACUGCUGCUAAUCUAGUUCAAGAAGUUACAUCAUCUAAAUACUUCACUGAGCUGAUCAUCAAGAGCAGAACUGAGGAGCCUGAGGAAUGUUCCCAGCGUGUAAAACUAAGCCGAGAGCGUGCACGAAUAAACGGAGUUGAACAAGGGGUGCAACCUACAGUCACCCUAGGGGCCGCACUUCUCAUAUUUGCACUGGUUGGAAUAUUUGCUGCGGGCAUUGCACAAGCAUUUCAAAUGGUUCGAAAGCAUGUUUUCCAUGAUGCGGAUAACCUUGACACUGCGUUUGAUGCAGGGGGCAAAGUAUCGAUAGGCUUGACUGCUACAACAAUUGUAUCGCAAUGGACUUGGUCUGCUACAUUGCUACAGUCCUCUACAGUAGCUAGCAAGUAUGGUAUAUCUGGACCCUACUGGUAUGCUGGUGGAGCAACUAUUCAGAUCAUUAUCUUCUCUAUUCUAUCCAUUAUGCUGAAAACAAGAGCCCCUGGAGCUAAAACUUUCCUUCAGGUAAUCAAGGCCAGAUUCGGAAAGAGGACCCAUCUUGUGUUCUGCACCUUUGCAUUCUUUACCAAUCUUAUUGUGAUGAUGUCUUUAACUAUUGCAGGAACGGCUGUACUUAACAGUCUUGUUGACGGCCUGUCCCCAGAAGCAGCAGCAAUGUUACUUGCUGCUGUUAUUGGAGGAUACACCCUGAUUGGUGGCCUUGGGGCCACCUUCUACGUCUCCUAUUUCAACACGAUGCUCAUCUUCAUCUUGAUCAUCAUGCUUGUUACAGAGGUUUUCUAUAAUCCUUUUGGUAAUCCUGAGAACCCAUUUGGAUCUGCUGAAGCAGUUUAUGAUUUCAUCUCCUGCUGGAAAUCUGAAGAGGGAGAGGCAGGAAAUCAAGACGGAUCAUAUUUAACCUUUUACAGCUCAGGUGGACUAAUCUUUGGAAUAGUGAAUAUUGUGGGAAACUUUGGAACUGUAUUCUGUGACCAGGCAUACUGGCAGUCAUCUGUAGCUGCUAAGCCCCUUCAGGGAGUUUGGGGAUUCAUAUUUGGAGGAUUAACCUGGUUUGCAAUCCCCUUUACUCUAGCCACAACUAUGGGUUUGGCAUAUCUUGGACUAUCAUCCGCCCAAGGGUUUCCGAUGCUAUCUGACGAAGAUGUCACUAAAGGUCUUGCUGCACCCCUUGUUGCACAGAAACUGCUGGGAGCCACUGGAGAAUAUGCGAUGUUGUUUCUUAUCUUGAUGGCGGUAAUGUCUACUGGAUCAGCAGAAGUGAUUGCUGUCUCUUCAAUCAUAAUCUACGACGUUUAUCAAACUUAUCUUUGCCCCUUCAGACCAACCUUAAAGGAUGGACAAUGCAUCUUAUGCCAGAAGUUCCUACGUGGAAAGGCAACUGGUUCAGAUCUCUGUGAUUGCCCAAGCUGCUAUAGUUGCUAUGCGUGUAAGGAAGAUAUUGACAGAAGAAGGAAAUGUAAAUCUAUCGUCAAGCCACACUACACAUGCCCUGUACAUGCAGAGUACAAGGAGUACCAGGAGCAACUACUGAACUAUAAGAAUUGGUGUAUCAUCUUUACAACCUUCCUGUCAAUCCCACUCUGCCUGUUCUGUUGGGGAGUCAACCUAAACCUGGCUUGGUCAUUCUACUUCACAGGUAUCCUAAUCUCUAGCUCUGUUGUUCCUAUUGCUUUGUCUAUCCUGUGGGCUCGCGCUACCGCAACUGGCUUGAUAUCUGGGGUGGUGGGUGGGUGUCUAUGCGGGCUGGGUUGCUGGCUAUACUACGCUAGCACAUUCCCUGGAGGACUGUCAGCUGCUACCUUUGUUGAAAACACUGGAAGGGAAAUUCCAAUGUUGUUGGGUAACUUGGUCUCAAUCAGUGGAGGGGCUGUCUUCAGUAUUGUUGUCACAUUUUGUACCAGGUGGCACAUGACUAAGGAGGAUGAAGAAGCAGAAUGGGAAAAAACAAGAGACAUCGAUAACCCUCUUCAUCCAUGGAUCCAGGUGUACAAGGGAGAAUUGAAUCUUGAAGAUGGAGAGAAUUUCCAUGACCGACCUCCAUUAGAGCUUGUCAUCAAGAAGUUUAGAGCAGCCAAACUUACUUCCAUUUUCGCAGCUAUUGCCUUCACCCUCAUAUUUGUUGUUCUGUGGCCUGGAUCCAUGCUCAGUUUUGAUAUAAUGGGAUUCUCUGGGUUCAAUACUUGGACAAUCAUUAGUCGAGGUUGGGCCAUGGUUGCUGCAGUUUUUAUCAUUGUUCUUCCCUUGUUCCAGGAGGUGAGGGCAGUACAGCGACAAUUAAAGAAGAACAAAGAAGAAAACGAACAAGGAACAUCGUCAUCUAUCCCUUUAACUGCCAUUCCUUCAUCACCCUCUCACACAACAACAAAUGGAACAAUCAACAACAACAACAACAACAGCAGCAGAAUUGUUAGAAGUAAUACAGACUCAAGCCAGAAUAAACAAGUAUAUCUGCUGAAGGGUGUAUCUCGAGCAGUAGAUUGUGUACUACAAAGAAUCGGUAAAAAAUGAGAAGAUGAAAGAAGAAGAAAAAAGGAACGUGAUAGAACAUUUACUUUAAAAGGGGCAGAGGUUAAAGACUGUAGAAUUUAGAAAUAAACUCUGUUAUUUAAAAUCAUCUAUUUAUUCUCAGUUUCAUAUCUGGAACAAACUUAUUUUAUAAAAGUGAAUUUUGGCAAAUUAUUUAGCAUACUAUUUCUUAGUAAUGUUGUCUGAUCAAAACUUUACACAUUUUGAUCUUGUAUUUUUUACUCAGUAAAAUUGUGAAAAAUUGUAAUAUAGCAUUUGUUACGUUUGAAAUAAAUUCCUGUACUUGUUUGUAA